ACUCCAGACCCUGCAGAGCCGCAGCCAGCUGCACAGGAGACGAUGGGAGUGUAAACCGAGGACGAACAUGAGCACAGAUAUAUAGCUUAAAAAAAAAAAACAAUAAUAGCAACCUGACGUUUUAUAAUUAGAUUCUACAACUUUGUACUGGAUGCUGAGAUGCGCAGAAAGUGACGGGGAUCCUCACCGCUUCUACAGUCCUCAUCCGAGUUAUAAAACGCCAUGAAAGACGACUUUGGAGACGAGGAGGAAGUACAGUCUUUUGGAUACAAGAGGUUCGGGAUCCAGGAGGGAACCCAGUGCACUAAGUGUAAGAAUGAGUGGGCGCUGAAGACCUCCAUAGCUCUUCUCUAUGUGCUCUGUACGCUCCUCACCAUCGCUGUUGCCGUACUUGGAUAUAAAGUUGUACAAAGAGUCGACAGUGUGUCUGAAGGUAUUGCAAACUAUGGCGGAAAGAUAAAUGCUGUUGAAAGCGAUUUAAAAAAGCUAGAUGAUCAAACCGGCGAGAAGUCGGAGAAUACCACCACGGAGAUCCAGGCUUUUAAGAGCAACAUCUGGAGUCUCCAGAGGCAGCUGUCUGCGGUGGAGGAACGCAUCCACAGCGAUCAAGUUAAGCUGAAUCAGCUGCAGAGCAUCGGCUCCGACAUCCAGAGCAGCCAGGGCUCCAUUCAAGGACUGCUCAACAGCAACACGGCCGUGCUGCGCUCCGUAAACGGCACCCUGCAGUCUUACGGCAGCGUCAUCAAGGGCCUGCAGGAGGACACAGCCAGGCUGCAGAGGGAGCUCCAACAGCAGGUCAAACUCCAAAACCAGGCACUGUUCAGCACCAGCAACCUCAACCUCACUCAGGCCCAGCAGAGAGGCCUCAUCGCCGCUCUGCAGCGCUCCGUCGACGACACCAGCCAGAGCAUCCAGAAAAUGCGCAAUGACUUUCAGAGCUUGGAGCAGACGACCCGUCAGACGGUCUCUGAUUCGGAGUGGCUUCGCAGCAAAGUUGAAAACCUGCAGGUCUUGGCCAACAACGCUUCGACUCUGGCCAGGGCCAAUAACGACAGCCUGGAGGACGUGGGGGCUCAGCUCGCUGUCAUGACCAGCCAGCUGCAGAACACCAGCAGCCAGGCCGAGGCCCACGACCAGACGCUGAGGGAGGUCAUGGACCGACAGAGGGACUUCAGCAACGGCACGUCUGCAAAGUUUGACCGGCUGGAGGUGCGGCUGGACGAGAUGGAGCAGAGUAUGGACCGCGUGACUGGCAACAUCAGCUUCACCACGCAGCUACUGGGGGCCAUCAACCUCAACCUGAACGACUUGCGCACUUGCUCCGAGAUGGUCGGCCGUCACUCAGACUUCCUGCAGAACCUCAACAGUAGCGUGACGGAUGUGAGGACAGACGCUGCCAGUCUCCGGUCGCACCAGGAAGAGCUAGCAGCCCGUUUGGACAAAGAGGUCACCAGUCUCUCUAUUGUCAUGGAGGAAAUGAAGCUGGUGGACACCAAGCACUCACAACUUAUAACCAACUUCACUAUUUUACAAGGCCCCCCUGGUCCCAGAGGGCCCAAAGGGGACAGAGGAUCUCAGGGACCACCUGGGCAGUUUGGCCAAAAGGGAGAGCGAGGAGAAAAGGGAGGUCCAGGGAUACGAGGACCCAGAGGAGAGCAGGGUAACCCAGGACCACAAGGGGCUGCAGGGCCCAGGGGUCUCCCCGGCUUACCUGGCAGUCCUGGCUCCAAGGGCUCAAGGGGGUCCGGGGGCCGGGCCGGGCCUCCGGGACCUAAAGGAGAGCCAGGUUCUGCUGGUCUGCCUGGAAGAGACGGACAGCCCGGUCCUCAGGGAGCACAAGGCCCACCAGGCAUCCGCGGCCCGAUUGGACCAGCUGGAGAAGAGGGGCCGAGGGGACUGCCGGGGCCGGUGGGGCCUCCGGGGCCAGUCGGACCACCAGGGCAGCCAGGAUUCCCACUUCAAAAUCCAGUAAUUCCUUUUGGACCUGUGUCGAUGCAUGACGAGGCAAUGCCUCCUGUACUAUGGGCCCCAGGCUGCCCUGCAGAGUGGUUGAACUACAGGGACAAGUGCUACUUUUUCUCCAAAGAUCUGAAGAAUUUUGACGAUUCAAAAGUGACCUGUGAAUCGAAGUCUGCGUCGUUACUGAUCAUCAAUGACAGGGAGGAACAGAAAUGGCUGAGGAAGCAGGCGCUUGGAAAGGGUUACUUCUGGAUGGGCCUGACGGACAGGGAGGAGGAGAACGUUUGGCGCUGGCUGGACCGGAGUGAACCCGGUUUUACAAACUGGAAGCCCGGCCAGCCUGACAACUGGGGUCACAGCCAUGAAAUAGGAGAAGACUGCGCGGGUCUGAUCCACGAAGCUUUAUGGAACGAUUUCUUCUGUGAAGAUCUCAUAAGCUACAUCUGUGAGAAGGAUAAGGAGGCUUCAAUACCUGCUGUGUCAUAGCAGCGUGUUAAAAGCGAGCCCACAGUGAGCAGCUAGACUUCACCCAUGUGGCACCGCUCCACUGACGCAGCACAUGGACGUCCGUACGGAGACAGCAAAGGGACAUUUUUGGAGACCCGGGCUGCACUAGCAAACGUCUCUCUGACACUUUCCCCUCCAGAGUGAAGGCAGUCCAUUAUUACCAGCAAGUGCAAUACAGCAGGCCAGCCAAAGGAGGAGAAUCUGUUUGAUAUUUUUUUUAAAUUACGAAAUCACCAGCUGAUUUAUAUAUAGAUAUAUUUUUAUGGUUAUGUGAAAUACAUUUUAUAAAACUGUACUCCAUGAGCAACUGAAUAUCUGAAUGUAUAUUUCAUUAUGCAAGUUUUGUAGGGAAGUAUAAAUGUUUUGAAGCCAACUGGACUUACUGUAAUGCUUUUCUAUGUUGCUGAGAAUAAAAGUGGAAAAAGAUGCGCCAAAAAACUCUGUUGCUGGUAA
Molecule: messenger RNA, 2919 nt
Organism: Cololabis saira (Pacific saury)
Lineage: Eukaryota; Metazoa; Chordata; Actinopteri; Beloniformes; Belonidae
Product: collectin-12-like
Exons: 10
Coding region: 223-2445 (740 amino acids)
Source: RefSeq, a predicted model, not a curated record